Messenger RNA from Mycena indigotica, 1854 nucleotides. Its product is annotated as Choline dehydrogenase. The record is from RefSeq and is a predicted model, not a curated record. The coding region runs from base 1 to 1854 and encodes 617 amino acids. The transcript is spliced from 12 exons. Lineage: Eukaryota; Fungi; Basidiomycota; Agaricomycetes; Agaricales; Mycenaceae. Gene Ontology annotation, molecular function: flavin adenine dinucleotide binding; oxidoreductase activity, acting on CH-OH group of donors.
AUGCGGCCUAAUCCUUUCCUUCGGACUCUCACUCUUCUCGUCCCAUACGUUGCUGCCUCGUUAACGCCUUGUCCCGACACAUCAAGCGCGGAGUACGACUACAUCGUUGUCGGGGCUGGCGCAGGUGGCGGACCGCUGGCGUCACGUCUCGCAAUAAAUGGCUUCAAAGUUCUGUUAAUGGACGCUGGCCACUACGUUUUCAAUGACAACACCACGGUUCCUCUGUACCUUGCUCGCGCCAACGAAGAUCCUCAGAUCGCGCUAGACUAUGAGGUUGCUCAUUAUCCGGCAUCGGGACCCGCCAAUGUAACGAUGUGGUACCCGCGCGGCUCCGCACUGGGCGGUUCGACCGUCAUGAAUGCUCUCAUUCACCUCCGACCCCACAAUUAUGACCUUGACACCAUGGCCACCAAGCUCAAAGACAAAUCCUGGUCCGCGUCAUCCAUGCGCAAAUACUUGAUUGAUAAAAUCGAAAACAACCUCUAUGUUCCCAAACUUAUUGGGCAGUUCCUCGAUUACGGGUAUGGUGGCUGGUUAAAUACGGAUUUCCCUCCUCUUAACCUUCUCCUCUCCUUGGGAAAUCUCGACGGGCAACUUCUCGAAAUCCUCACUUCCGUUAUCAGCGCGAUGUCCCCCGUUGCAGGAACCGAUUACAAUGGUGACAUCAACAACGACGGUGUCGAGGGCGGCGCAGCAGUCAUUUUAACCAAGGACCCAGCUCACAAUCGUUCUUCAGUCCGGGACCAUAUCGUCGCUACCCAACAGGCGUACCCUCAGAAACUCAAGCUUCAGACUGACACAUAUGCGACCAAGAUCCUGACCUGCUCUUCCGGCUCCGACAUCGUUGCCUAUGGUGUUGUUGCUGCCACUGGUCCUGCCCUCAUACCCGUCCAUCGCAUGUUCGCUGGGAAGCCUUCUGGUGGACUGAAAACAACCACCUUUACUGCGAAGCGCGAAGUCAUCGUCUCGGCGGGUACUUUCCAGACGCCGCAGUUGCUCAUGCUGUCUGGUAUUGGUCCUGCUGCUCAUCUACAGCAACACAAUAUCGCUGUCGUCAAGGACCUGCCAGGCGUCGGAGCCAACUUACAAGAUCGCAUUGAGAUGACUGUAGUUUGGGAAAUGAAGAAAAACCACACGCUCUUCAAUGGUUGCACCUUCAAAGACAGUGUGUCGCAGGACCCGUGUUUAGACCAGUGGUCCAAGACACACGACAACAUUUAUUCCGCUGGUCCUGCAGUUUGGGCACAUGCUUACCGCUCGAACCAAUCUCUGCCUUAUCUCGACAUUUGGUCAAUGUGGGGACCUGGCGCAUUUAAAGGCUACUACAAAGGCUAUCCGAUCACGCUGGCGAAAGAGGCCGUCAACCACUUCAACAACAUCAUUCUCAAAGCUCACACUUCGUCGAAAGGGUGGGUCCGUCUCACUGGCUCUGAUCCUCAGGAUGUCUUGGAGAUUAACAAGAACCAAUUCCAAGCACCAGAAGACCUUGUUGAUCUGGAAGCGACCAAGGAUGCCGUCAAACGAACGCGCGCAUUGUGGGCUGACAGGUCCGGGAUGAAUGGAAACUCCAUUUCCGAAACGUGGCCAGGACCGGAUGUCAAGACGGACGCCCAAAUACGGGACUUUAUUAUCAAGAAUGCCUGGGGACAUCAUGUUUGCUGUACUGCAGCAAUCGGACCUGACGGGGAUGCCAACGCCGUUCUAGACGCAAACUUCAAGGUUCGUGGGAUCAAGAACUUGCGGGUGGUUGACGCGAGUGCCUUCCCAUGGAUUCCUGGCAUGUUCAUGACCACAGCUAUUUACCAAAUUAGCGAGAAAGCUGCAGAUGCGGUAAUGGCUGACGCCGCUCGGUGA